AUGGGGCAACUUAUAUCUGGUCCAGUGACCCUCAAAGACACGAAGCUAUGGCAGAAUUCACAGUUUUCCGUGGCAGCGUCGAGUAUGCAGGGCUGGCGCGUGCGAAUGGAAGACUCGUAUGCGUGUUUUCUUAAUCUAUCCAGUAAUGGUUCGCCUUUCCCUCCUACCGCCUAUUUUGCUGUUUUUGACGGUCACGGGGGAACGAAGGUUUCCGAGUAUGCUGCAAAUAAUCUUCACACAAAAAUCACGUCCCAACCUGCUUAUGCUCAAGGGGACAUAGCAGAAGCAAUGCGUCUGGGGAUCUUAAAGCUUGACGCCGAGAUGCAAACCAUAUUUACCGGGUCAGUUCAUCCACAAUCAGCCGCAAAAAAGACAGCUUUUAACUCCAGCGGCCUAGAAGAAGGAAAACUUCUUGCUCCCACCGGACCAGCCAUGGACGUUGGUGGUUCCACCUGCAUCGCACUGAUGCUCCGUGGCAAUCGGGCCUACUGUGCUAACUGCGGGGAUAGUCGCGCCGUUCUCAGUCGUCUGGGUGUGGCUGAGGCGCUGUCCGUAGACCAUAAACCCACCAUAGCGUCCGAGUGGAACCGAAUCUUGGCCGCCGGGGGGUGGGUGGCUGCUAAUCGGGUGAAUGGUAACCUGGCGCUCUCUCGGGCCCUGGGAGACUUUACUUACAAACGCAACGCUCUACUUUCCCCUGAAGAACAAAUAGUCUCCGCGGAGCCUGAUGUAACCCAUUGUGAACUGAAAACGACCGAGUCGGAUGAAUUCAUUGUUAUUGGUUGUGACGGGAUUUGGGAUGUAAUGACUAACCAAGAGGUAGUAAGUUAUGUUCGCAGCCGGCUUGCAAGUGGCUAUCCUCCCGACUCGAUUUGCGAAGAAUUAAUGAUGCACUGCUUGGCUCCCAACUGCAACCCGAACGGAAUUGGUUGUGACAAUAUGACGGUUGUUAUCAUCUGCUUCCUUAACGGCGGCACCUACGAGGAUCUGAAACAACGCUGUUCAAGACCCUGUCCAGCCGGUGUAGCCGUUGAUGUACUUGCUCCCUAA
This is a messenger RNA of Mesocestoides corti, 1050 nucleotides long. NCBI's taxonomy places the organism in Eukaryota, Metazoa, Platyhelminthes, Cestoda, Cyclophyllidea, Mesocestoididae. The record is from the annotation of a GenBank genome assembly.